Messenger RNA from Rhodamnia argentea, 739 nucleotides. RefSeq names its product probable histone H2A.1. Gene Ontology annotation, molecular function: structural constituent of chromatin; DNA binding; protein heterodimerization activity. NCBI's taxonomy places the organism in Eukaryota, Viridiplantae, Streptophyta, Magnoliopsida, Myrtales, Myrtaceae. The record is from RefSeq and is a predicted model, not a curated record. The coding region runs from base 100 to 501 and encodes 133 amino acids. The transcript is spliced from 2 exons. Gene Ontology annotation, cellular component: nucleosome.
AAGCCACGUUAUAUUGCCUCGAAGCGACCUCUCCCCGUCGUUCAACUCCCACUUCGGUGUUCGCAGUUUCGCGAUCCAGUCGUGCAAUUUGCGGUUGCCAUGGCCGGUAGAGGCAAAACCCUAGGUUCGGGAGCGGCGAAGAAAGCUCAGUCUCGCAGCAGCAAGGCCGGGCUGCAGUUCCCGGUGGGUCGUAUUGCUCGGUUCCUCAAGGCCGGCAAGUAUGCUGAGCGCGUCGGCGCCGGAGCUCCGGUCUACCUCGCCGCCGUCCUCGAGUACCUCGCGGCUGAGGUUCUGGAAUUAGCUGGGAAUGCGGCGAGGGACAACAAGAAGACUAGAAUCGUGCCGCGCCACAUUCAACUCGCGGUGAGGAACGACGAGGAGCUGAGCAAGCUUCUUGGGGACGUGACGAUCGCCAACGGAGGCGUCAUGCCCAACAUCCACAACCUUCUCUUGCCGAAGAAGACCGGGACCUCGAAGUCUGCCGCUGCUGAUGAUGAAUGAUCAAAAGUCGAAAGCUUCGAAGACGGCCGUCAGAAGGAGGGGUUCUUAGGUUGCUCCCUUAUUUCAAUUUAGGUUGUUGUAGGCUUUUUAAACUUUGUCAGUGAGUGAGUUUGUCUGGUAGAAUUUGUGUUGGUUAGAUUAGGGUGUUGGUGCUUAAGGGGGUUUUUUUACAGAUUGUGAAUACUUGUUCAUCUUCUAGUUUCUUAAUACAAGAAAUUCUGGAGAUUUUUGAGAUGCA